CGAUUCACGCUUUCUGGAUAACAUCUGUGUAUUAUUUGCAACUAUCAAGAAUAAUUAUCAGGUCUAGGACAACUUUUUGGCAUUUUUGUGAUUUAACUGCAAGAUUUCGCUCCAGACAAUGUAUUCUUGCAUACCCUUCUUGAUUGUUCUGGUGUCAAUCCUGACACCAGAAUCAGGAGCACAACAGGCGGCGAUGAUCAAAUCUAGGUAUGAUAAUCAGAUGGUGACUUCUACGACUCUUCAAUGGCGACACGCAGGAACUAAUGGGCAUAUAACCGAUUUAUGGAAGGAAGGAGUUAUAGCUGGCCAAGAUAUUCUUGCUCCCGAAAAUGAAUUGACAUUUUCCGGAAACGAACAUCAUGAAGAGUCCAGAGGUGCACAACUGUACGUUUGUAGGGCUCGCUUGAAUGGCGUCUGGGUGGCUGGCGGAACCAGGAAUGAAUCAGCUAGUUGUGCAAUAGGACUACAUGGUCAAGUUAUGGCGGUUUCUCAUUACGAUGUGCUUCUGAAUACUGAAGGUGGUGGACGCCUUACUUGGAGCACUUGGAAUAGAUUUACUGGAAUUCCCAUGGGUGCUGUCGCAUCUGAAGUUCGAGGAAGCGGUGGACUUGAAAUGUAUUCUUUUGUUGCACGUAGAGCGGUAAAUGCUGAUGAUAAUGAUGCACAAGGCGUUUCUCAUUAUCUCGGUCACAUCGACAUCGAAGGCCAGCUAGAUCCCGGAAAAAUAUCUGUUGUAGAAUCGGAUCUUCUGAAUGAAGUUUCUUCCUCAGUCGAGACGUAUCACACAGAGGGCGAAAUCUUAGUUGAGACGGAACCUGUCCGUUAUGAAUUGCGCAACGUAAAAGAAAACCGUUGGCGUUCGCGAAUCACGUCUAAACAACGCAAGAUGUUGGCUAGCGUACUUCUGAAAAAUGAAGAAAUGAAUGGAUUUGUAGAUGUUGAAGCAAUUUUGGCCUAUAAUUAUACUAAAUCUCAAUAUUGGGGACAAGGCCACGCAGCCAUUACAGCUUUGCCGUUGAGUGUUUAUCAUCAAAAUGGUACCAUGAUUGGAAAUUUAACUUGGGGCCAGAGGGGGCACCAGCAGGAACAACAAUUGAGACAAGUCAGAUCUAGUUUACCCGCGGGAGCUGCACAGAAUGUCUCGGUGGUUGGAAAUUUGACAAAGAUUGAACGGCCGUAUUCAGGAAAACUCGUUUCUAUCUACGCCGAUGGCCUCAAAAUGCAACGCGAUUUGUCAACGAGUCUAGAACGCGAGGAUAUGCUUGAUGUAGAAGUCAUCUAUGGUGAAAUGUAUUUCCUGCACAAUGGAAGUUUAGUUCCGACAACUACGACUACAACGACGACCACAACUACUACAACGACGCAAAGGGCCACCACCAAAUUGAGCACGAGUACCAGCACUAGCACACAGGAACCAACUCCAAUGAGGUCUCCUCCUGAAGAUUUCCUCUCAAAUGUAGACAGUAAUGACAUAAUGCCCGAUGAUGCAGCUUUGUCUCUUCAAAAGGAACCGAUGCCAAAACAUUCUAGUUCGGAAUGCGUUUUCAACAAAAAUGGAAUCUUUUUCACUCUUUUUGAAAAAUGUGCUAAAGAAUGCUGUCAAGCACUCGAACAAUAUGGUGUUGCCUUGGAAUGCAAAACUACAAUUGAAUAA
This is a messenger RNA of Ctenocephalides felis (cat flea), 1654 nucleotides long. RefSeq names its product protein unzipped (gene uzip). Lineage: Eukaryota; Metazoa; Arthropoda; Insecta; Siphonaptera; Pulicidae. The record is from RefSeq and is a predicted model, not a curated record. The transcript is spliced from 9 exons. Bases 119 to 1654 code for a protein of 511 amino acids.